This is a messenger RNA of Centrocercus urophasianus (Greater sage-grouse), 1589 nucleotides long. RefSeq names its product nei like DNA glycosylase 1 (gene NEIL1). Bases 40 to 1191 code for a protein of 383 amino acids. Gene Ontology annotation, molecular function: DNA-(apurinic or apyrimidinic site) endonuclease activity; zinc ion binding; DNA N-glycosylase activity. Gene Ontology annotation, cellular component: nucleus. The record is from RefSeq and is a predicted model, not a curated record. Gene Ontology annotation, biological process: base-excision repair. NCBI's taxonomy places the organism in Eukaryota, Metazoa, Chordata, Aves, Galliformes, Phasianidae. The transcript is spliced from 9 exons.
GCGAUCUCGGUGUGCCGGCGGCGCGGAGGAUCCGUCGCCAUGCCGGAAUGCCCGGAGCUGCACCUGGCCGGCCGCUACAUCAACGAGGCGUGCGGCGGGUUGGUGUUCGAGGGCGGCGUGCAGCGCUCGGCCGUGGGCCGCGGCCCGGAGGUGCCGUUCAGCAGCGAGGCCUACAGGGUGACGGCCGUCUCCCGCGGCAAGGAGCUGCGGCUGACGCUGGAGCCGCUGGACCCCGGCCCUUCGCAGGCCUUGGUGUUCCGCUUCGGCAUGUCGGGUUCGUUCCGGCUGUGCGAGGCCUCCAGCCCGCCCCGCCACGCGCAUUUGCGUUUUUUCACCCGUGAGAGCCCCCCCCGCUCCCUCUGCUUCGUGGAUCCCCGGCGCUUCGGCACCUGGCGGCUGGGAGAGGAGUGGCAGCCCGACCGCGGGCCCUGCGUCCUGCUGGAGUACGAGGCCUUCAGGGAGAACAUGCUGACCAACCUGGAGGAUAAAGCUUUCGACAAGCCCGUCUGCGAGGCGCUGUUAAACCAGAAGUAUUUCAAUGGGAUCGGCAAUUACCUCCGUGCUGAGAUCCUGUACAGGGCGAAGAUCCCUCCUUUUGAAAAGGCCCGGACUGUGCUAGAAGCCCUGAAGCAUCGGGAGCAGAAUUCUUCCCUGACAUUGAGUAAGAAGCUGAAGCUGAAGCGAGAUAACCCGGAUCUCCUGGAGCUGUGCCACACGGUGCCCAUGGAGGUUGUGGCAGCAGAUAAAAAUCUCUUUGACCCUUCUGACUCGGAUAACUAUGCUGCCUUCAAGAACUGGCUGCAGUGUUACUUAGUGCCUGGCAUGAGCUCCCUGCGGGACCGCAACAACAGGACCAUAUGGUUCCAGGGAGAGCCUGGCCCCAUGGCUCCCAAAGGUCAGAAGUCCCGCAAGAAGCACGCACACCUGAAGGCAGAUCCUGAAGCUCCAACCCCCACGGUCACAACACGUGCCUCCAAACGGCGUUCUGGGGGUGCAGAGAAGCCCCCGGAGCCAGCUGUGAAGGAGGAGGAAGAGAAGGCAGUGCCUGAUGGGUCAAGGAAGGGACGUGCCCGUGGGAGGAAGAAAGUGGCUGCUGCUCCAACCUUAUCUGAGCCAGAUGUUCCUCCAGUCAGAGCAAAAAGAAACCGGACUUCAGCACGCAGAGGCAGAGGAGCAGCUGCUGUAGUGUGAGUAGAGCACACUGCCUUCACACACCUCAGCCUUUGGAAUCGUGUGACUGCUUCUGCUGUGGAGACACACUGGCCUGGGCUGCCUGGUGUUGCUUUCAGGCAUGCCUGCUUGUAGCACUCGCUCUGUGCAGCACUACUGCUCUUGCAGCCUCAGGGAUGGGGGCAGGCUGGUGCUCCUCCUCCUUCCUGUUCUUAUAUAUAUUUUUUUUAUAACCUUGCUUGUCCCUUGUGAGUGGUUUUAGAAUCAGUUCCUCAGAGGGACCACUGAUUGUGCAUCGUGUCAGAUUCUGACCCCUUCCUAUACCUUAAAUCAUAUUCCUUCUUCCUUUUUUUAAUUGCUGCCUGGAUCACUGAGAAAGCUGGUUUUAGAUGAUUAAUAAAAAGUAUUUUGUGUAAAAA